Molecule: messenger RNA, 4124 nt
Organism: Clupea harengus (Atlantic herring)
Lineage: Eukaryota; Metazoa; Chordata; Actinopteri; Clupeiformes; Clupeidae
Gene: git2b
Product: G protein-coupled receptor kinase interacting ArfGAP 2b
Exons: 21
Coding region: 241-2484 (747 amino acids)
Biological process (GO): regulation of G protein-coupled receptor signaling pathway; brain development; regulation of ARF protein signal transduction
Cellular component (GO): synapse
Molecular function (GO): GTPase activator activity; small GTPase binding
Source: RefSeq, a predicted model, not a curated record
CCGACCCCAACCCGUCUCUGUCAGCGCGCCUAUGAUUCACCAGCUGAUGUUCACUUCCCGUUGAGGAAGUUGACUUGAAAAAAGUGGAGAAGAAAAGGGCAGCACACAGUACAGGGAGCAUUGCGAUUUCUUUUUAAUUUUUUUUUAAUCUAAAUCCCUCUCAAUGGUUAGUAAUACUCAUGUAGAAUCUCAUGAAUAUUGCAUCAAAACUGGUCUUCAUCAAGGAUACAAUUGAAAAGGAUGUCAAUGCGGCCUCGGAAUAGAGACGUUUGCGCUGAUUGCAGCGCUCCUGGGCCAACAUGGGCAUCUGUGAACCGUGGCGUGCUGAUCUGUGAUGAGUGCUGCAGUAUCCACCGUGGCCUGGGCAGGCACAGCUCUCAGGUCCGACACCUCACACAUACAUCAUGGCCUCCGUCCCAGCUGCAGACGGUGCAGACGUUAUACAACAAUGGAGCCAACUCCAUUUGGGAGCAUAGUCUUCUGGAUCCCUCCUCUAUAAUGACUGGGAAACGCAAAGCCAAUCCUCAAGACAAAGUACACCCCAACAAAACAGACUUUAUCAAGGCAAAAUAUCAGAUGCUGGCAUAUGUUCAUCGGAUGCCCUGUCGUGAGGAUGACAGCGUCACAGCAAAGGACCUGAGCAAGCAACUUCACUCCAGUGUGAGGACAGGCAAUCUGGAGACCUGCCUGCGGCUGCUGUCUUUGGGAGCUCAAGCCAACUUCUUUCAUCCUGAGAAAGGGAACACGCCUCUGCAUGUGGCCGCCAAAGCAGGGCAGCUCUCUCAGGCCGAGCUCCUUGCUGUAUAUGGAGCCGACCCCGGUGCUCCUGACGCUAACGGCCUCUCGCCCAUCGACUACGCCAGGCAAGCAGGUCACCAUGAGCUUGCUGAUAGAUUGGUGGAGAUCCAGUUUGAGCUCACAGACAGGCUGGCAUUCUACCUAUGUGGAAGGAAACCAGAUCAUAAAAAUGGACAACAUUUCAUUAUUCCCCAGAUAGCUGACAGGAAUGAUGGUCUGGAUCUGUCUGAAUUGGCGAAAGUGGCAAAGAAGAAGUUACAGUCUCUCACCAACCACCAGUUUGAGGAGUUAGCCAUGGAUGUCUAUGAUGAAGUGGACAGAAGAGAAACUGAUGCAGUAUGGCUGGCCACACAGAAUCACAGCACCCUGGUGACGGAGACGACAGUGGUGCCCUUCCUCCCAGUCAACCCUGAGUACUCCUCCACCAGAAAUCAGGGUCGUCAGAAACUGGCUCGGUUCAACGCUCAUGAGUUUGCCACGCUGGUCAUCGAUAUUUUAACUGAUGCCAAACGUCGCCAGCAGGGGAACUCUUGUGAGAAUGCCAAAGAAAAUGUGGAGCUAAUCCUUAAGGGCAUUGACAACCGUGAGAGUCAGGACGUGGACCAGCCAGAUUACGACAGCGUGGCGUCUGAUGAGGACACGGAGAGGGAACCGGCUUCUGGGAAAGAGGACCGGACCAAGAGCUCUGAGUCAUCUGACCUAUCAGAUGGCCCAAUCACGGUCCAGGAGUUCAUGGAGGUCAAGACUGCUCUCAACGCCUCAGAGGCCAAGAUCCAGCAGCUGCUGAAGGUCAACUGUCACCUGAGCGAGGAGCUGAGGAGUAUGCAGAACAAGCUGAGCUACCUGCAGGAUGAGAACUCUGGCCUGAGAUGGCAGGCUCCUACCAACUCUGUCGCGCCUCCGGAUCCUGUGCGCCGCCCGGCCGUGCGCGGAGGCCGGGCCAUGUCCAUGUACGAGACCGGAUCGGGCCUGAAGCAGUACCACCCCCGCGGCGAGGCGCCUCGUCCUAACGCUAGCACCCUUACCCUGCAGCCCCUUCCCCCAGACAUGGGGAAGUGUUCUUCCGUGACAGCCUCCUCCUCCCUUCCCAGCUUCCCCUCAUCCUUGUCCUGGCCUGGGGAUGAGAGAGUGCACAGGGGCUCCAGUGGUGUGGAGGGCCAGUGCGGUGUCCCGGAUAGCGACUACGAUAACACACACAAUCACUCGGAGCCAGACGAAUACGGCCCACGGCAGGGGAGUGUGUGCGGGGUGGCCUGGAUGAGUGAGGGGGCCAUCCCAGAGUCGGACCCUCAGGAGGUGGAGGGCGAGCCCGAUCCCAGUUUGCCUUGCACGGAGGACGUCAUCAGCAAGACGGAGCAGAUCACCAAGAACAUCCAGGAGCUGCUGCGAGCUGCCCAGGAGAACAAGCAUGAGAGUUUUGUACCCUGCUCAGAAAGAAUUCAUGUGGCUGUAACUGAGAUGGCUGCUCUGUUUCCUAAGCGGCCCAGCUCAGAGACUGUACAUGGCUCCCUGCGUCUGCUCACCUCCAGCGCCAGCCGUCUCCAGGGGGAGUGUCACCGGGCGACGCCCCCUAACGCCCAUACUGGCGAUUCCCAGCUGCUCACCCAGCAGGUCAUCCAGUGCGCCUAUGACAUAGCCAAGGCUGCCAAGCAACUCGUCACCAUAACAACCAAAGAGAGCAACUGACUGACUCGGCACCCUCUCUCUCUCUCCACCCACCUGAAAUUGACAUUUGUGUCUGUGAGAUAACAUGAUUUUUUUGCCACUAAUUGUGUUUUUAUUUUUUUAUUAUAUCAGUAUUAUCACUUGUAUGCCAUAAUUUUUUUCUAAAGGAACCAGUCGUAUUAUAUAUUUCUAAUAUAGUUGUAAUGGCGUGAUGCCCAUAUAUGCUUUCUAAUAAUGUUUGUGUGUAUGUGUGUGUGGGGGGGGCGGGGGAGUUGGGGGGAGCUGUGAAUGAUGGUCUGAGUGUGUAAUGCCUCAGAUUUAUUUGCAGUCGAAAGCAUCAUGCAUAUUGCAAGUCUAAGUGAAACCUCCCAGAGUGAAGCAAGCCUCUCACAUCUCUCACUGAGCACUGUGGUCCUUGAUCCCAAAUCCUGAUCCUCUUUCUCAUAUCGGUUUUUGGUCUUGGGUCGGGACUAGCCUCGUCUCUGACCCUUUGAUUUUCAGCCUCCAGUGAAUGGCCUUACGGUUGCCACACCAUACUCUCUUCAGUAUUACGCCUGUUAUACCUCAUUCAUUUGGCCCGUGAACAGUUUCCCCUGUCUGAACCUCAGCUUGUUUCCUUUGGAGAAACCCCAAGUGCUCCUGAUAACCCAGUUUAUCUGAAUGUUUUAUUUUAAAUGUACUUGAGUUUGGACUAACUAAUGUGAGGACUUGUACGGUUAAGUAUUUGUAUUAUCAUCCUAUACUCUGUUUCUGGAUAAACUCUUAAUGUGGACCUCUGUGUACUCUGUCCUGUCAGAUUGGGUCAUUCCCUGUGUGUCAGGGGUUGAAGAGACUGAACCAGUGUAUGAUCAGUGGCUGUGUGUAUCUCUGUCAUGACCUUCGUCAGCAUGAGUGCAUGCGGGUCUGUGUUGUGUUUUUGUUUUCCCCUGCGUGGUGCCACAACGGUCAAUGCUUUGUGUUCCGCAGAUUAUGUAAAAUGUGUGAAGUGAACUACAUAUGCAACCACUGGGGUGGCCGGUGUUGUAAAGGUAAACAUUAUAACAUCAGACUCAACCAAGGUGCAAAGGCCUUAAGAGCUGCUUCAUAAAGACAGUGAGUGUUACUGAUCGCCACAUGUCCGCCGUAAUGGUGUAGAUUUGCCAGAACAGAGUGGGUAUAGGUGAAAAACGUUUAAAACAUUUAUAAACUGUUGUACUAAUGUAUAUCAGAUAAUAAUACAAAAAUAAUACAGUACUUAAUGCAACAUGUCCCUCCAUUGACAGUCCAUUGAGGCCAAAAUGCAAAAGCAAGUAGAGGUUGUAUGGUCAUGUUGGUGUAAAACAUGUCACCACAGGACAAAAACACCCGUGACUCCUAUUGGCCAAAUGCUUGCAGAACAUUUUAGCAACUGUGAAGUUAUCAAGACAUUUUAGAGCCAGAACUCAAGUCUCUAUUCCUCAAGUCCUCGGUUUCCUCAUUUCUACACUAUUAUAUUCUAUGUUGACUGGACAUGUAUAGCAGCUCGGUAUGGGAUGUGUUCACGUUGCAGCUUUUAAGGAGCCUGAACAGGACCCCAUCCAGGGAUAUCAGAAAUGCAGACAAUGCAGCUGUGGUGAUGAACAAUAAUAAAACAUUAAUAAGCCAUUUAUUUCAAUAAACUUUAAUUUAUAAAUCCUCACAAA